Molecule: messenger RNA, 2255 nt
Organism: Cricetulus griseus (Chinese hamster)
Lineage: Eukaryota; Metazoa; Chordata; Mammalia; Rodentia; Cricetidae
Source: RefSeq, a predicted model, not a curated record
ACUUCCCAGCUGCCCCGUGCAGCUCGGGCAUGCCCAGUGUGGGCGCAGCCCCGGCUGUGGGAACGCCGGGGCAGAGCGGGCAGCCAGGCGCGGAGCAGGCGAACCAAGCCUCGGUGGGCGAGCUCCCGGGCCGGAGCCGCCGCGGCAGGGCUGCGGGGCCCUCCAUGAUGAGAAAUUUGGGGGUACUUCCUCUCUGUAAUUGAUAGUCUGGGCAGUGAAGAGAUGGCUGACAGUGUCAAAACCUUUCUGCAGGACCUUGGAAGGGGAAUCAAAGACUCAAUCUGGGGCAUCUGUACCAUCUCAAAACUAGAUGCUCGGAUCCAGCAGAAGAGAGAGGAGCAGCGCCGAAGAAGGGCAAGUAGUGUCUUGGCCCAGAGGAGAGCCCAGAGUGUAGAGCGGAAACAAGAGAGUGAGCCACGCAUUGUUAGUAGAAUCUUCCAGUGUUGUGCUUGGAACGGUGGAGUAUUCUGGUUCAGUCUCCUCUUGUUUUAUCGAGUGUUUAUUCCUGUGCUUCAAUCAGUAACAGCCCGGAUUAUUGGUGAUCCGUCACUGCAUGGAGAUGUUUGGUCAUGGCUGGAAUUCUUCCUCACAUCAAUUUUCAGUGCUCUUUGGGUGCUCCCCCUGUUUGUGCUUAGCAAAGUUGUGAAUGCCAUUUGGUUCCAAGAUAUAGCUGACCUGGCAUUUGAAGUAUCAGGGAGGAAACCUCAUCCAUUUCCCAGUGUCAGCAAGAUAAUUGCUGACAUGCUCUUCAACCUUUUGCUACAGGCACUUUUCCUUAUUCAGGGGAUGUUUGUGAGUCUCUUCCCCAUCCAUCUUGUGGGUCAGCUGGUUAGUCUGCUGCAUAUGUCUCUUCUCUACUCACUGUACUGCUUUGAGUACCGUUGGUUCAAUAAAGGAAUUGAAAUGCACCAGCGAUUGUCAAACAUAGAAAGGAACUGGCCUUACUACUUUGGAUUUGGCUUGCCUUUGGCUUUCCUCACGGCAAUGCAGUCCUCCUAUAUUAUCAGUGGCUGCCUCUUCUCUAUCCUGUUUCCUUUAUUCAUCAUCAGCGCCAAUGAAGCAAAGACUCCUGGAAAAGCAUAUCUUUUCCAGUUACGCCUCUUCUCCUUGGUGGUCUUUUUAAGCAACAGACUUUUCCACAAGACAGUCUACCUGCAGUCAGCCCUGAGCAGCUCAUCCUCUGCAGAGAAGUUCCCUUCUCCACAUCCUUCUCCUGCCAAACUGAAAGCUGCUGCUGCAGGCCACUGAUUCUGUCCAAAGGGGAUGGGUGGGUGGGAUUGGGUGGAGGAUGUGGCAGCUCUUUCUCUGUUUUCCGCCCCCUGCCUCGGAAGGCAGGACCCACUGCCAAGGCCCUCUGCAUAUUCCCCUCUCUUGGAUGAAUUGGAAUUUUUGUCUCUGGUGCAGUAAGGCAGAAUCUUCCUGACUCCAGUAUGUGGUUUUUUUUUUUUUUUUUACCACCACCCUAGGUCUGAAAGGACUGGAGUUUUCCAGCUGUUUCUAGCAUUUGCCAGCUCCUGUUCCUGGACUGACUGACUACAUUUUUUUCUUUUCCUAUUAGCCCCGUGUCAUUUACCCUCCCACUUUUACUUGCCUUCCAGCACCCCUGGAUGAAUGGGCUUUGUAAUUUUAACUGUUGUAUUUUGUGAAUUUGUUGUUACUGUUUUUCUGUGAAGCACAUACAUUGGAUGUGGGAGGUAAAGGAGCAUUCCAGUUGCUCCAGGUCACUCCUUCUAUAGCCAUCACUGUCUUGUUUUCUUGUAACUCAGGUUAGGUUUUGGUCUCUCUUGCUCUGCUGCAGAAAAGGAAAGAAAGAAGAAAAAAAAUCAAAAAUAGAGCCUGAAGAGAUGGGACAGAUAGAUUGAGAUAAACUAGCUGGGUUUUGAAGAGUUGUUUUUUUUUUUUCUUCCCCUUGAAGGGGAAACAGCUUUUUUCACUGGUACAAAUUAAGUUCCCCAACUAUGGGGCUGUACCAGUUCUGGACAAGUGCCACUGCAUCACAGAGUGCUCAGAGGAUCUGAGCUGUUUAACCCUGAAGAUGAAAUUCACUGUUGGCCACUGCCAGGUCUCAUUGGUGUUUUAAGGAAUAUUGGGUGCUUCAUAUAGGAACUGAAGGGGUAAACUUAUUAAACCCAUUCAACCUGUGAUUGGUGAUGUUUUCCUGUCAUUUUAAGAGUCUAAAUAUGGGGUGGGAGGGCAGAUGUAAAAAACUUGUACAAUUUUAAAAUAUCACAAUUAAACGUGAGUUUCCCAUAAAA